This is a messenger RNA of Amaranthus tricolor (Joseph's coat), 4140 nucleotides long. Its product is annotated as phosphatidate phosphatase PAH2. Gene Ontology annotation, molecular function: phosphatidate phosphatase activity. Lineage: Eukaryota; Viridiplantae; Streptophyta; Magnoliopsida; Caryophyllales; Amaranthaceae. The transcript has 11 exons. The coding region runs from base 942 to 3725 and encodes 927 amino acids. The record is from RefSeq and is a predicted model, not a curated record.
AUUUACCCGACCGAAUGGGUAGCUACCAGACAAUUCCUGUUUAUUCAACUCUUACAAUAAAUAUAGUCGUCUAUAUUGCUUCCCCUGUUCCAUCGCCCAUUAAUUUCUUCUUCCUCUCUCUGUAUUUCUCUUACAUUACAUGUUUCCAUAUUUGGAGUAUUCCUGCAUUAGAUCCUCAAUAGCUUCCAUGGAUUCCUUUCUAAAUUUUUCUGCUACCUCUUCUUUCUUCUUUGAGGUUAGUCUUUGUAGCUUUUGCGUCGACUGAUCACUUUUUCCUUUGAUCGGUAAAUUCGUUAUAUCACAAUCACAUCACAAUCACUACAAAAAAUUUUAUGUAAUAUUCCCAUGAAUAAUUUAAUUUGUCCUUCAUAGCUUUGAAUUGUGAUCAUUUAUAUGAGUUAAUUGUUGGAUUUUGGAAUAAUAGGAUUUUAAAUCGAAUAUUCUCUCAUCCAAACUUUUCUGGGUACCCUAUCUUACAAACUGUUCUUUUUGUUUUUUUUUUGGUUUACCCCUGAUUUUGCAUUUUGGGUCUGUAAGAAUAUUGGGAUAUUCUGUUCAUACAAGUCAGUUAUUCCCAGAUGUUUAAUUGGUUUCUGCUGAACCUAAAUUAUUUUGUUUUUGAGCUAAUUAUCUGAAUAUUCUGUCAGAUGAUACAUUGAUCGGUUAGAAUCAUAUUCAAAAGGGUAUUUUUCUUAAUCAGAAAUCUUGAAAAAAAGGGGGAAAAAUACAACUUUCUGAUUCCGAAGAGUUUUGGUUGUUUUGUAAGCUGUAAAUUGGUAGGUUUUCUGGUUGUAGGUUAAAUUUGGGGCAAUUUUAUCUUCUUUUUCAGAUUCAUAUGUUUAGUAUCUAUGAUUAUCUUUUUGUGGGUGCAUCAUAUGAUUGUGAGUAGAAUAACUUACUGUGAUCUAAGUUGGAAUUGAAUUGAAAUUUCAUACCAAAUAAUGUUUGCUGUUGGGAGGUUAGGAAGCUAUAUUAGCCGCGGUGUAUACACCGUUUCUGGCCCUUUCCAUCCCUUUGGUGGUGCAGUUGAUAUAAUUGUAGUAGAACAAGAAGAUGGUAGUUUCAAAUCUUCGCCAUGGUAUGUUCGAUUUGGAAAGUUCCAAGGUGUUUUGAAGGCUUCUGAGAGAGUAGUUAGUAUAAAUGUCAAUGGAGUGGAUGCUCAUUUUCAUAUGUAUUUGGACCGAAAAGGUGAAGCAUUUUUUGUUAGAGAGGUUGAUGCAACAGAAGGAGGAUCAGUGGUGUAUCCUUCUUCUGGAGAUGAGAUGGAAGUGAAAUCUGAUGAUUGGAGAACCCAAAAGUCUAUGAGUUAUAACUAUGAUGCUAAUAGGCCAAAUCUGGUUUCUGAAUUGGAAGGAAGUAAUAGAAGGAAUUUAGCACGGACAAAUAGUCGUCGUGCAAGGAUAUUUGGACUCCCUUUUGGUAGAAAAUCAAUGAAGGGGAAUGGUUUUCAAGAGGGAAUGUCUAGUGUUGAAAGUGAUAGUGUUACGUCUUUAGAGCGUGCUGAGAUUGCUGCGGACUUGUUGGAGGUACGGUGGACGACUAAUAUUCGUACGAGUAAAACCCAGAAUGUCAUGUCUGUUGCUGAUAAUAAGUUGGAAAUUGCUGAAGGGAAUGUUGUGUCUGGUAUGGCUGGAUGUAACAUAUCAAGUAAUCAGGAAACUGAUGCUGAAUUUUCUUGGUCAGCAAAUACUAUGAAGUUUACCCUUGAAGAAAGUUACAUGGAAGCUGAUUUUACUUCUUAUAGAACUAAUAUCUCUGAUGAAAAAAAUUCUAUAGGUGAAAAAUCUGUGGAGUCUAAUUCAAGCUCGAAGAUUUCACCGAUGUUGGAAAACGAAAACAGUGGCGGUAGUUCUUCCUUUGAUGAUGCUCCUCUUGCAGACGAGGUUGGUACCUCUCCUCGAUGUAGUGUAGGUGACGGGUUUGUUGUGGACACUGCUGAGAAGAAAGAUGUUGAAGUAGUUCGUUUGGAAGACUCGGUCACAGAGAAGGAAAGUUCUUCAAGUACUCAAGAUUGUUUCGGAGGUCCUACCAUGGAGGGUAGUCAUAGAGUGAAUUCCUUAGAUAAUUCAAAAGAAGAGCAUUUCUUGUUCAGUGAUGAUGAUUCUAAGGUAGAGAACGCGGAAUCUAAAAAGUCAUCGUCAGGGAGUGAAGAGAGUUUUUCUCAAGACUCAGUAGGAAGCAAUGAAGAUCGCAUGUCGGAUUCACUUAUCAUGGAUGUGCCAAAUCAAGUGAUAAAUAGAGUAUCUAGCCCUAUAAGCAUUUCAAAAGUUCAUAGUAAUGCUAAUGAGGAAUCCUUGGUACAAGUUGUAGAAUCUUUACCUAAUAUGAUGUUUGAUGGUGAUGAUUUACCACUUAAUGCUCCUCAACCGUUCGGUCGUUCCUUGGAUUCUACACUUGAAACAUGUAAGAUGAUCAAUGAUGAUGUUCCAAUUGCUUCUGGAUUAAGUGAAGGGAUCACAUCUUCAAGAUCCCAGAUGUCAGAUGAAAUUAAAAAGAUUCUUUCUGAUCCUGCAAUAGAAGUAUCUCUUUGCAAAGGCUCUUUAUAUGAAGGAAUGGGUUAUGAAGCUGCUGCUUGUGCUUUCGACGCCAAAAAAUUGGAUAUUGACAAAUUUUUAUCGCUUGAUUUUGAUGUUUUGGAAUUUGAUAAGCUAGUUGUCAGAAUCGGCGGUCUUUAUUUUCCCUGGGAUGCAGCUUUACCUAUUGCUUCAGCCAUAGGCUCAAAGGAACAGGGGCGUAUUCUGGAACCAAAAGGUAUGAUAGAUGUUGGUAAAGCAGAUAACAGGAAUUGUGAAGGAGUCACUGAGAAUUCACUUAAUUCCAGAAGUGGGUCUUGGAAAAUAUGGCCAUUUUCACUUAAGGGUUCAAAUAGGAGGCAAGACAGAAUUUCUAGUUCUGAAAUUUCUACUCAAAGCCCCAAUGAAAUCGUUGAAAAUGCUGAUGUGGCUAUUAGUGGAGUUGCAAAAAAAAAGAUUCGAGCAAAGAGUCCUACUUCUGAACAGCUUGCAUCGCUGAAUCUUAGGGAGGGGAAAAAUGUUGUGACUUUCACAUUCUCAACAGCAAUGCUUGGAGAGCAACAGGUAGAUGCAAGAAUAUUUUUGUGGAAAUGGAAUGCACGAAUUGUGAUUUCAGAUGUAGAUGGGACUAUUACUAAAUCUGAUGUUCUUGGGCAGUUCAUGCCUUUGAUGGGACUAGAUUGGUCACAGACUGGCGUAACAAAUCUUUUCUCAGCUAUAAAGGAAAAUGGAUAUCAAUUGCUUUUCCUUAGUGCUCGCUCCAUUUCACAAGCCUAUCAUACUAGGCAAUUCUUAUUUAACCUUAAACAGGAUGGGAAAGCACUACCUGAGGGCCCUAUGUUAAUAUCUCCUGAUGGACUUUUUCCUUCUCUUUAUCGUGAAGUAAUCAGAAGAGCUCCACAUGAAUUCAAGAUUGCAUGUUUAGAGGAUGUCAAGGUGCUGUUUCCUCCAGAUCAUCAUCCAUUCUACGCUGGUUUUGGAAAUAGGGACACUGAUGAGUUAAGCUAUCUCAGAGUUGGGAUCCCCAGAGGAAAGAUCUUUACCAUUAAUCCCAAGGGUCAAGUUGUUGUAAACCGUCGAGUGGAUUCAAAAUCGUACACUUCCCUUCAUAAUCUUGUGCAUGACAUGUUUCCACCAACAGAAGUACAUGAGCAGGAAGAUUACAACUCAUGGAAUUUCUGGAAGCUUCCUCCUCCAGAUACCAUUAUUUGAAAGAUCUAUGUACAAUGAUUUAGGCAUCAAAAUAGAAAGCAAGAAAUUUGCAUGUUACUGCAACUGCGAAGGUUUACGAGUGCAGUUUCGGAUGCUUGAUGUUUUUGUGCGGGAGUUAGGUUAUGCACUGUUAGUAUAGAGAUAGUAGUAGUAUACGAGGAGGGAAAAAUGGAGAUUGUCUAGUCUCUUCUCUUUUUUCAGUGGAUAUAGGAUUCCUUAUUGUACAUACAUUGUGAUUACAAUUCUAAAUUGAAUAGGUGAAAAUAACGAAAGCCGAAAGAAAGAGAGCUUGUAUAAUGUUCAGCUAGUAGAAUUGAGUCUUAUCUUAGUUGGAGCAAAUCCUUUUCUUCUGUCAAUAUACUCUGUAAUCUAAAAAAGAAAAUAUAUAUAUUUAGCUAGGAUGAUAUUAAAUUAA